CGGUCGUAAAUCACGUGCGGCGGAGGUGACGGUUAGUUGUCGCGCGUUCUUCCACGAAAUCUCCAGCAACUGUCGCACGUAUUUGUCCUACCUUGCGACAAUAUUUAACCAGAACGGUCGAAAUCGUUGCUUUCUUAGUAGGUCGACAAAUAAGGGAUCACCGUGGCCGGUUGACAGACAGAUAAAGUGUUUGGUAUCUUCCGAAGGUGUCCCCGUACAUAAUAAACGCACGGGUAAACAGCUUUCGCGUAUUUUAAUCAAAGUAAUCCAAAGCAAUUAGGUAUCCCGUGAUACGUGUCUCAAACCGUCUUAUCUUAUACAUACGAUUGCAUCGUGGCAAUUGCAAAAUUCUUGUGUGUACAGAAGCGUUUCUUUUUUUUUUUCUUUCUUUUUAGUAAAUGCCGUUUUCAGGAAACGCUCGUUGGGGGCAGAGGGAGAGACCACGGGCGGUUAGGCAGACGGGGGCUGAAAGACAGACGUCGGAUAGGCGCGCAAGCCGCGAGAAAGAGGGGAAGGGUUAUAUCUUAUCUAGCCGGUAAUUACGAGCUACCGAAAACCUCUAGAUAUGCACAGGCACGGUUAAUUGCUGAUACCACGGCGACCGUCGAUCGUCCUGUUACUCUCGUGGCGACCAAUAGACGAGAGGAACCCCGUCCGUCGAGGACCAUCGAGGAGACGCUCGACUAGCGAAUCGUCGCACUGCCCGCAGAGAUUCUCGGUGGAACUCAUCGUCGAAUUCGCUUGGGCGACAAAGACGGCGAUCGAAUACCACCGAGUGUUCACCAAUGAGCGUAGCGUGCAGUGGUUGCAAACGAGGAGAAAACCGCGGAACGCGCACAAGGAAUCGACAGUGCAGCGCUUUGGCGACCGGGGUCCUCCAGACGCCCGGGUUCUAUCCGACGCCACCUGACCCGUCCACCUCCCAUCACCGCGAGACAGACGAUCUUCGCAACGUAACCAAUCACUAUGGGACUCGACUUCCUGGCAGACGGAGGUGCCGACUUCGAGCAUGCAAUCACCGUAACAGGAUUCGGAAAGUUUCAUUACAUGCUGCUGGCGGUAUGCGGCUUGAUCUACAUGGACACCGCGAUCGGGGUUACGAUACUCUCGUUCGUCUUACCGGCCGCGCAAUGCGACUUGGAGAUGGAUUCCACGUCGAAGGGGUGGCUGACGGCGUCCCCCAUGUUGGGUAUGGUGAUUGGUUCCUAUAUAUGGGGGUGCCUGGCUGACACCAAGGGGCGUAAAAUCGUAUUAAUCGCCACGUUACUGAUGGACGGUGUCGUAGGCAUCGUCUCGUCCUUCGUCCAAUACUUUUGGGUCUUUCUGGUCUUCCGUUUCUUCAACGGAUUCGCCGUUACGGGAGCUAUGGGAAUUUGUUUUCCAUAUUUAGGGGAAUUCCAGCCGACAAAGUAUCGCGAAAGAUGUCUUUGUUGGAUGGAAAUGUUCUGGACGGUCGGAGUUAUAGUAUUGCCAUUGAUCGCUUGGCUGAUCAUUCCGAUGGACUUCAUGUACGUCUCGGACACAUUUUAUUUUAAGUCGUGGAAUCUCUUCGUGGCGCUGUGCGCGCUGCCCUCGUUAAUGUUAGGCCUCUGGCUGUUCGCGUUCCCAGAGAGUCCGAAGUUCCUCCUCGAGUGCGGCGAGACGGACGCUGCUCUUGAAGUAUUCAAAUGGAUCUACGCCCAGAACACUGGGGAGAAUCCAGAAUCCUAUCCGGUGAAAUCCUUGCAAGAAAAGACGAAAGACAAGAGCAUGAGGUCGCUGAAGCUGCACAAACGCAAGGAUUUAAAGGUUCUAGUGAAAGAGGUGCGGGACCUGACGGCAGCUCUCUGCAAAUCACCGCAUCUUCGCAACACGUUACUUGCGUGCGCCAUCCAGUUUGGCCUGACCAGCAGUUACUAUACUCUGAUGGUCUGGUUUCCGGAAUUAUUCACCAGGUUCGAGCAAUUCGAAGAGCACAAUCCUGGGGAAAGUACGUCGGUGUGUAUAGUAUCGGCUCUGUCUGACAACGCAACUCUGGUCGAUCCUUACGGAUGCGACACGGAGAUCGCACCUUCCGUCUAUCUGCACACCGUGUACAUCGGCCUGGCGUGCAUUCCUGGGUCCAUCAUACUGCCGAUUUUCGUGCAUAAACUUGGCGCAAAAUUCUUCUUAAUACUGUCUCUGUUGGUUUCCGGCGCGGUGACGGUCGCCUUUUAUUACGUCGUGAACGCCACACAGAACUUGAUACUAUCCUGCGUGUUCGAGGCAUUGACAUCCCUCGGUAUCUCGUUGGUAUAUUGCGUAAUCGUCGACAUGUUCCCGACGAAUCUCAGAGUGAUGGCUGCGGCACUAUCUCUAACAAUGGGCCGAUUAGGCGCUCUCGUUGGCAAUUUGGUGUUCGGUUACCUCAUCGACUUGGCCUGCGAAGUUCCUAUAAUAUUAUUCGCAGCAUUUUUAUUCCUGUGUGGAAUCAUGUCGUUCCUGUUACCGAAGACGGGUAAAGAAACCCUCGAAUAAUCGAGGAUCAUGUCGCCACACACGCGCGCGCACAACACACACACGUGCGCGCACGCACACACCUCUCCUGACGCGAAACAACCAAAGAGAAUGUUAUCGAAAGUACGUCGAAUAACGAUCGUUUCCAUUAACACGGGAGAAACUUGUACCUAAUUGAACACUGAUACCAAAUCACAAAAUCGGUCGAAGGAAACAUUUUAAAGUUUCGAAUUGACGUCGAAUUUAGUCGCAAUCGUGCCUGACGCAUGCUUUAGAAAGACUUCCGUCACUUCUAACGGCUUGUUUAAAUUCGUGUAAAUAUGUAAGAUUUAUUCGCGGACGUGACUCGUAAACGGCACUAUUCGUUCUCGUUUCUUUCCUUUUGUAUCAUUUAAAGAAGCUCGAUAUUACGAAUGACGAGUCAAGUGAAACGUACCUUCGUUCGACGUGCACGCGUCUGAGCGUGCCGUCCGAUAGAACGAUACUUUACCUAUACGAACUUAGUAUUAAGAGAUGUUGGUUACCGUGUGUAAUCCCUUCGUUCGCUUGUAAAGGCCUGUAUUCCUGAACAUAUUCGAAUAAACAUAAUUCACAGUUA
This is a messenger RNA of Hylaeus anthracinus, 3073 nucleotides long. Its product is annotated as synaptic vesicle glycoprotein 2B-like. Gene Ontology annotation, molecular function: transmembrane transporter activity. The record is from RefSeq and is a predicted model, not a curated record. Lineage: Eukaryota; Metazoa; Arthropoda; Insecta; Hymenoptera; Colletidae. The coding region runs from base 967 to 2496 and encodes 509 amino acids. Gene Ontology annotation, cellular component: membrane. The transcript has 12 exons. Gene Ontology annotation, biological process: transmembrane transport.